AUGGUGAAGAGAAAUUUACUUCAAUUCAGCAAAAGCAAAACAAACUCAAUUAAGAUAGAAAGCACAUCUGAACAAAUGAGAAGCUUAAGAGUCAUAAUUGAAAUAUAUGUAGAAGACUUUCGAACUUCAAAAGCCCUUUUAAUCAUACAACAAGAUAUUUCUAAGUCCAUGGGCUUAGUGUAG
Molecule: messenger RNA, 183 nt
Organism: Clunio marinus
Lineage: Eukaryota; Metazoa; Arthropoda; Insecta; Diptera; Chironomidae
Source: the annotation of a GenBank genome assembly